This is a messenger RNA of Diachasmimorpha longicaudata, 909 nucleotides long. It is a transcript of the gene RpLP0-like, whose product is annotated as mRNA turnover protein 4 homolog. Gene Ontology annotation, cellular component: nucleolus; preribosome, large subunit precursor. The coding region runs from base 149 to 862 and encodes 237 amino acids. Gene Ontology annotation, molecular function: RNA binding. NCBI's taxonomy places the organism in Eukaryota, Metazoa, Arthropoda, Insecta, Hymenoptera, Braconidae. The record is from RefSeq and is a predicted model, not a curated record. Gene Ontology annotation, biological process: rRNA processing; ribosomal large subunit biogenesis; ribosomal large subunit assembly. The transcript is spliced from 3 exons.
ACCCGCAUCUGGCAUCACUGCAAUCCGGCGCUGGGCGGAAGUUUGAGGUUAGGAACAUCGUGUCUCCUCCACGUGAUUGUCAAUAAACCAGGGGCAAUAAUAUAUUCUAAAACUUUAUUGAAUACUCAAGAGAUUAUUCACAACCAAAAUGCCGAAGUCUAAGAGGGAUAAGAAGAUAUCGCUCACAAAAACCAGUAAAAAAGGAAAAAUUCUGAAGGACCACAUCCUCGAGGAUGUCAAAACCUGCGUGGAGAAAUAUAACCGAGUGUUUCUGUUCACAUACGCCAACAUGCGUAACGACAAGCUCAAGAGCUUGCGGGAGCAGUGGUCAGGCAGUCGUUUUUUCUUCGGUAAAAAUAAAAUAAUAGCCCAUGGAUUUGGACUGACGCCUGAGACCGAAGUUGCAGACGGUAUUCACAAAAUGUCAAAAGCCCUGAAGGGCCAGUGCGGCCUCCUCUUCACGAAUAAAACGAAGAAGGAUGUCCUUGGAUGGAUGGAGGGAUACGGGGAGGAGGACUUUGCCAGGGCUGGCUUCAUCCCAACGGAGACAAUUGUUUUACCUGAGGGACCACUUCCUGAUUUUUCCCACGCUAUUGAGCCACAUUUGAGGCAGUUAGGAAUGCCCACAGCUCUUCAGAAGGGAGUUGUUACUCUUCUGCAGGAUUACGAGGUCUGCAAAGUGGGAGUGCCCUUGACUCCUGAGCAGGCGAGGAUUUUAAAAUUAUUUGGAAGACAAUUGGCGACAUUCAAACUCAUCCCUCUAGGAUUUUACUCGAAGAAAAAAGGAUAUACUCAACUAGCAACUCCGGAGGCCGAAGCUGGUGAAGAACAAAUGGAGGCUGAAGACGUUGAUGAGACAUAAAUCAUUAAAACAAUGUGUUAUUUUUAAUAAAACUAUUUUGUACAUAA